UGACUUUAAAUGAAAUUAUCUGAACGUUGGAAUAGUCCCGGUUUCAGUGUACUGUAUACUUUCUCGGCGCGCAUAGCAGAGUUAAAUUUCAAUUUCAGUCAUAUAAUCGUUUUCCUUGUGUUACCUGGCGAAGAAAAAAGCGUGCGAUGUAUCGCGAGUGGAACCAGUUCGCCGUGCACCAUGAACCACCGAGGGAACUCCUCACUAAACUCCGGUUACCGGUAAAAACGUUAACGAGUCCUGGUCCGACUAAUUGCUCGGAGCGAGUUCUUCAGUCUCUUCGGAAUCAAGUCCUCGGCCAUCUCCAUCCCGAAAUUUUGCAGAUAAUGGACGAGAUUAAGGCAGGUUUGCAGUACGCGUUUCAAACUAGGAACAGACUCACUUUGGUGGUCAGUGGAGCGGGUCAUAGCGGUAUAGAAGCUUGCUUGGAUAAUAUACUUGAACCCGGCGAUAAGAUACUCAUUGUGAAAUCUGGUAUUUGGGCUGUCCGUGCCGCUGACAAGGCCACUCGGAUUGGCGCGCAGGUUGUCUUCCUAGAAACAGGACAUGAUAAGUCAGCUACAUUGGAAGAAUUAGAAAAUGCCUUGAGGGAGCACGAACCAACGGCAGUUUACACGGUUCAGGCUGAUUCAUCCGUUGGUUUGAAACAGCCAUUAGAAGGUUUUGGAGAGCUUGUCCACAGAUACAAUGCCCUCCUGAUGGUCGACGCGGUUGCAUCAUUAGGUGGUGAGCCGUUCUUUAUGGAUCUUUGGGGCGUGGAUGUAGCAUUCGCCGCCAGUCAGAAGGCCCUCGGUGCCCCCCCAGGACUCGCCCCCAUUUCGUUCAGUCCACGGGCAGAGGAGAAAUUGUUUCGAAGAAGGACGCCACCAACUUCUUUUUAUUUCGACAUGAAACACCUCGGUGCUUACUGGAGAUGUUUUGACAACCCGCGCAAGGUGUAUCAUCACACGAUAAGCUCCACGCUUCUGUACGGUUUGCGUGAGGCCUUGGCAGAAAUCGCUGAAGAGGGUCUGGUCGAGCGCUGGUCCAGACACUCAGCUGCGGCUCGCAGAUUGAGGCAGGGUCUUGAGUUACGGGGCCUCCAAUCUUAUGUAAAAAAUCCACGGUAUCAAUUAUCCACAGUAAUCACUAUAGAGCUGCCACCUGGCGUCGACGAAGAGACCAUUAUACAACGAGCCAUGAACGGAUAUCGAGUCGAAAUUGCCCCAGGAUUGGGAUCAACUGCGGGGAAAGUUUUGAGGAUCGGUUUGUUGGGAAUCAAUGCCACAUUUGAAAUAGUAGACUUAGUGUUGCGUGCACUUGAUGCAGGGUUGAGAAACGCCCAAACGCGUUCUUCGUUGUAAAAUUAAGUUAAUAUCAGCGAUGUACAACGUGAAACGAUUGUUGUUACUACUGUGAAUAAAAUUAUACCUGUCCACAACGGACUGUAUGUAUUAAAAAAUUGAAGAACUUCAA
Megalopta genalis is the source of this 1455-nucleotide messenger RNA. It is a transcript of the gene Agxt, whose product is annotated as Alanine-glyoxylate aminotransferase. The record is from RefSeq and is a predicted model, not a curated record. Gene Ontology annotation, molecular function: L-serine:pyruvate transaminase activity; L-alanine:glyoxylate transaminase activity. Lineage: Eukaryota; Metazoa; Arthropoda; Insecta; Hymenoptera; Halictidae. Gene Ontology annotation, cellular component: peroxisome.